Messenger RNA from Pseudoliparis swirei, 4265 nucleotides. RefSeq lists its product as uncharacterized. The transcript is spliced from 6 exons. Bases 121 to 4047 code for a protein of 1308 amino acids. Lineage: Eukaryota; Metazoa; Chordata; Actinopteri; Perciformes; Liparidae. The record is from RefSeq and is a predicted model, not a curated record.
UCGGGCUCUCAGGAGAUGAGACGUUCAGGUUCGGUUUGAUUCGCCGGCGCGCGUCACGUCCAGAAGUCCUAAAAGUCCUAAAAGUCCGGUGGUCAGAGGGAACGGGAGAGGAGUUUGAAGAUGGACCCCGACAACCCCACCAGGACAUUCUGGGCGGUUUGGAACUAUAUAACCGGAGCUGUGAACAGAUUCUUCCGACCAGAGCUGACUAACAUCCCCGGCAACGACACAAACUCCACCCAGGAAACCUCCGUUGCCAGUGAGCCCGCUAACUUUAGUCCCGCAGAGGGCGAUGCCAGCGGAAGGGGGGGCGAUGGGGAACAGACUCUUGCGACAUCCCUUCUGCUGAGCUCGGCUAAGGCUGUUGUUGCCUGGGAACGUUGCACCACAGACAUCGACUUAGGAGGGGAUGAAGACGGCAUGCAAUGCAAAACGCAGCUGAGCGGAGGCAGUCAGAGAAAAGCAUCUGAGAAGAGUGAGGGCACGGGAGAGGAACAGUGCUCUCUCGUGGGAAAUGAAGACGCAGGGCUUCUGGUUGUAAAAGAAGACAAACGAGAAGAAAACCGAGAGAGAAAAUGUAGCACUGGCGGGAAAGAUGAGACGCAGGAUAAUGGUGCGAGUGAAGAACAAGCAAACACCAGGUCACUAAAACUCACGGGUGAUGCAAUAAGUGAAGACAUGGAGGAAAGUGGGAGAGAAGAGGAGGAGCCUACGAGGGACAUGCCACCGGAGGAUCCUCAACAAAUAGAUAAAACUAGGAGAAAUAUCCAAGUGAAGGAAGUAGAAAGUAAAAUGCAGCAUGAAGAUGAAAAGGAUUUACAACACGAAGACGUUGAGGUCAAAUCGUGUCCGGUCACAGAUUUGAGUGUCGAAGAAGAGGACGACGUCCACGUAGAAGAUGCAAAGAUGCAGAGGAACCAGGCAGAUUCAACGGUGACGCGUGAGGAAGUAGAAAAGCGUGAUGGUGUACCAGAGCUGGCCUGUCAAAAGGAGAACAACUCCGAUGAGGGGGCAAACCCAUUUGAAAAUGAGCUGCCAGUCUGUGGAGAGUUGUCCGAUAACGACAGAGACCCUGACUUUACCUCAGUGCAUGUUGAAUUACAAAUGGCCUACGAAAAAACAGCCUCUGAGGAUGAUUCAUCUCUUGUUGAGCAAGAGGAUGAUGAUGAUGUUGAGGAUGCAAAAGAGAAGGGUGUCGUCGUUGAGGAGGAAAAUGUGAAUGAGGACGCAACCAACAGGACAAUAGAUGAAGCGCCAGAGCAGGAGGACGCCAUCAAAGCGGUCGCAGGAAGAAGUCAAGAAGAAGACGUGGCUGAGGACGCUGAUGUGCAAACCAAGACGAGAGAGGUGGAUGAUGACAAGACAGAAAGCCAGAGCAUGGAGAUCGAUGAAAACACAUCUGGUGUGACCGCAACACACAUUUCAGUCGAUGAGGGACUUUCUGAUCAAGUCGAAGAAGAGAGGCUCUUCGGUGAAGUAGGCAAUGAAGAAAGGGUCGUGGAGGUAGCCGGUGCGAUGGCCUCAGUCGCGGUCACACCUGAAGGCCAGACUGGACAGGAAAUGCAUGGAGGAUUCAAAAUGAUUCCCCCGGGGAUAUGUGAAGGCCGGGUUGUUGUGUCGCAGGAGUUAAACUCUCCAACAUGUGAGGAAACACAAGAGGGAGUUCCUGAGUCCAACAAUGUGCCCGGGCCGGAUGAAAAUACAACACAACAGUUCCUGGUGGAAAGAGAUUGCCAGGUAAUCCAGGGCAGCAAAUUACCAGAAGAGGUGGAGAGCAAAGAGCCGGAGAGCCUUCAAAACAGCGGUGGUGGAACCGGUGCUGACUAUUUACUGGUGUCGGAGCAUAUGGAAGAGAACAGCGUUGGGGCUGGACUGCCUCGAGAAACAGAGAAACCAUUUGUUGAAGCAGUAACUCAAGAAUCAGGACAUUUAUUUGAAGGAGAGGAAGGAGAAUUACUGGUUGACUCGAUGAAGACGUGCAUGAAGGACUCAGAAAAGGAAUUUGAGUCGGACAUUAGGGCAACGGACGACAUCCUUAAGGCGGCGAAAGAGCCGCAAGACGGGUCAGAAGAUAGUUUGGUUGAUUGUGAAAUGGACGAAGGGUUACGUGAUUCCAAAGAAGCUGAUGCUGCUGGAAGUGACGGUGAGACGACAGGAGCUUUAACAGCAGAGGAAACCUUCCUCGAGGCUGAGGGACAGAAGAUGACGAAGACAAGCUUCUUUCAGGAAUCCAUCGAUGCCCCGAGCUCAGAGCAGACCCGCAACAUGACUCGUAGUUUACUGGAAGACGUACCUGAACGUGGAUUCCUGAAACCGUACGACGAGACUCAACCACUUGAAGAUGUAGACAUUCAAAUUUCAGGGUUCGAUGUGGAAGAAACAGGCUAUGAAGUAGAGGAGGCGGCAGCAGGAGAUGAAGAGCAGAGCAAAAAUGAGAUGGAGAAGUUACAUCUGCUGCGAGUAGAUUCUGAUUUGUCUCGACCAGUUGGGUCACUGGAGACGGGAAACCAACCGGCGGACGAAGCACUCGAGAGAAGCAAUGAGACGUUGACAGACUCUGAAGCCGCUGAUGAAUCAGAGACAGAUGAGUCCAAACCACGAGAUUUGACUUUGAUUUUAAGAGAAGAAGUGGCAAAGCUUGCGGCAGAGUCGGAGGGGAGUUGUGCAGAAGAAACCUUUUGCCCAUUCAGUGGAAGUCGGGAUGUCAUCGAUGGGGAAAUCCUCGACUUGUGGCUACAGACGGCUCCAGAUGGCACAAAACCACUCGGGCCGCCGGCUGGACGACAACUGGAGCCAUCCGAUGAGGAGCAUGGGGAAAUAUCAUCAGAGGAGGACGAAGAGCAGCUUGUGGAGUCAAACUCAAGGGAAUCUGAAUCGGUGAGUGACGCAGAAAUCUCUUCAUCAACAGUAGAGUCUGGAUUUUCGGACCAGUCUCUCAGUGAAUGGGGAACUAAAAACAGCGAAGCUCAGAUGCUCGUACCAACUAGCACUGGGUCAUCUCAAGGCAUAUAUGACACAUUAGCUCUUGUGUCUGAAUCAGCAGACCUUCCUGAAGCGUCUACCCAACAAGCUGACUCGGAAUCACACGACAUAUCGAUGGAGGAAGUAGUUGAGAGACGGCAAUCGUAUCUGAAAGAGGAGAAAUCGAUCGCCGAGACAGGAGUCCCAUCACCAGAACCCAGGCAUCUGACUCGAGAAUCAAAUAAACAAAAGGUCGAAUCGGUGGAGACGGAGCCUGGAUCACAGAAAGAGAUCGAUGCCGAGGGUUCCGACUGGAGAGGCGCUGAAGAAGCAGACGCUAAGUCCCUCACAGGAAUGAGCCCUUCGUUCAAAGUCGAGGAAACAGAAGCUGAAGACGAGCCUCUUGAGAUGACUCUGUCUGAAAUCCAGCUCACAGAAUCAGGAGGAUCUAGAUCCGGCUCCGAGGCGUUGUUCCAGGAUGAAAUGGUUUUGACCGAAUCCGAUUCACAAGGCAACGCCUGCCCUGAAUCGGAGAGGAAGUUUCCCUCAGUGGACGGACCACGGCCCGGGUGGUCCGAAGACGUUGCAUCACUACGAGAGCUGAACGCAGCUGACGUGGGAGGGCAGACAACGACACAGUCUGAGGAUCAGAAGGAGGUGGAAAGAUCUGCUCUUGACUUUACCGCGCAAAAGUCAAGAAUUUCUGUUAAAAACCCUCUAGUCAGGCCACCUAAAGACCCCCGCUCCCUUCUUCAAAUGCCCUCGUUGGAUCCCUCUCCACAUCUGUCUGCCAGAGUCCCUGCAGGUCGGCCUUUGGGCGGCUUGGGCUUUGGAGUAAAACUGCCUGGUCUUGGUGCAGGAUUUCCUGUUUUAAAAAAGACACAACGGGUGGCGAGAGAUGAAAAUAGUCCAGACACCCUCUCACAGGAGACAAAGCCAGAAGAGAGGAGUGACACUCACACCCAAGAUGAGGCACGACACAAACCUAAAUGGAUGCCACCAAGACAUCCAGGAUUUGGAAAUCCACUAAUGUCUGAGCUGAAGACCAAACUAAAGAAAACCACAAAAGAGUGUGAAGAAUUGUAAUGCUUUGUAUGAAUUUAAAUAUGUGAACAUUUAUUUGUGUUGUUGUGUGUAUUUAUGAAACUAAACACAGUGAUGAAUUGUCCAUUACGUCAAUUACUUGCCCUAUGUUUUGUAAUAAAGCUUAACUAACUAAAUAAAUGAUAAUUUUGUAUAUACCGUGCAAGAAGUGGGGACGAAAAAAGGAUGUAAUAAACUAUACGUCCACAUUGGAAACACUG